Molecule: messenger RNA, 7987 nt
Organism: Biomphalaria glabrata
Lineage: Eukaryota; Metazoa; Mollusca; Gastropoda; Planorbidae
Product: phospholipase DDHD1-like
Exons: 15
Coding region: 173-2344 (723 amino acids)
Cellular component (GO): cytoplasm
Molecular function (GO): glycerophospholipase activity; metal ion binding
Source: RefSeq, a predicted model, not a curated record
AUGGCACUUCCGUUUAAAAUAAUGGAACAUGUCAGCAGCAAAACAUCAGCUGGCGAAGAACGACUGUCGUCGUCUUUAUUCUCCUGUCAAUAGCCAUUUAUUUAAGUCUUUUUUACAGAUGUUACACAUUCCUUUUGAAAUAUUAGAUCUAUAUGGGGUCAAUAGCCAUUAAAUGGAAUUUUGUUCCCCGACAGAUAUCGAUUUAUCUUCAAUAGAUGAAAUGUCCAACAGAAGUUCAUCGUCAAGUUUCUCUUCUACUUCUGACAACGCCGAAAAAGCCUUUCAUUCUCUAGAAAAUUUGUACAGAUCUUCUGAGGAGGAUGACGACUUUGAUACGAUUGCCCUUGAUGAAGCUAACACACGAUCUCCCAGCUUUAAACGUUAUCUUUACCCUAAGAAAGAGUUUGUCGAGGAGUUAAGACCAGAUGAAAUACGAUGGUUUCACAAGCAGGAGGACUCCAAAAAGUGGACCGCAUUUAUUGGUUAUGAUUCUCUUAGAAUAGAAUGUAGAUACAGAGCGUUAAAUCUGAGUAAUGAGAGUGGGGAUAUUGAUGAAAAUGAAAAGAUUCUUGUCAGGGGUGGACUUUAUGAAGUUGAUGUACAGGAGAAAAAGUGUUCCCCAGUUUAUUGGUCAGAGGAAUCUUCAAUCAUAUUACGAGGCAUUUGGUUUGAAGAUGGAAGUUGGCAACCCCUUGAAGAAACUUUUACUACUCAGAUUGAGGCAGAACACAUGACUAGAUUUAAAGGGCAACGACUGGAAGAAGCACCUGAGUCACAGAAAGGACCUAAGCCUGUAAUUCACCAUCUCAAGUUCAAAGAUUUUCAUGUAGAUUGGAAUGCAACAAAUGAAGUUUAUAAAUUUAAUGAAUCUACAUCAUCCAAGCUAUUAAGAAAUGUUAGACAGUCUUUGGGCUGGCAAAAAUCUGGCACUCGUCUGUUUCGAGGUUAUUGUGUUGAAGCUGUUAUGGAUGAUAAGCCUCCAGACAUAUGUCAUCUUGUCUUUGUCAUUCAUGGCAUAGGUCAAAAGAUGGACACUGGGAGUAUUGUCCGUUGUACUAAAGAACUUCGUGACAGAGUUCGCUACAUGAGGACCAAAAUGUUUCCAGAUUUUGAUACAACCAGCCAGAGAGCAGAGUUUCUUCCAGUUCAGUGGCGCUCUUCGCUCAAGCUAGAUGGAGACACAGUUGAGUCUGUUACCCCACACAAGAUGAAAGGUGUGCGCAGUGUGCUGAACAGCUCUGCCAUGGAUGUAUUGUACUACACAAGUCCCCUGUACAGGUCAGAGAUCACCGCCAGUCUGAAAACUGAGCUGAUUCGUCUUUAUCAAAUGUUCUGCUCUCGGCAUCCCUACUUUGAGCCAUGUAAUGGCAAAGUCUCAAUUGUGGCCCAUUCAUUAGGUGCAGUGAUCUCUUAUGACAUUAUCACUGGAUGGAAUCCUGUCAACUUGUAUGAUCAAUUAAUGAAUUCACUAUUGGCUGAAGAGGAAGAUAAUGCCAAAGACAAUGCUGAGAUCCUGCAAGAUGUUGCCAUUGCCAAAAAUAAAGUCCAAGAGCUGGAGGAGAUGAUGAAGUCUAUUCGAGCUCGUCAAAGAAAAAAUAUUAAAUCUCUUCCUUUUCAGAUAGAGAACCUUUUCUGUAUUGGCUCCCCACUGGCUGUGUUCCUGGCAUUACGAGGUAUCAGGCCACAUGGUACGGGCUCUACAGACAACAUACUGCCUACAUCUCUAUGCAAACAUAUAUUUAACAUAUUCCAUCCAUCUGACCCUGUGGCUUACAGAAUUGAACCACUUAUACUGAAACACUACACCACCAUCAUGCCUUUAGCCAUCCACCAUUUCUCAGAGCCAAAGAAACUGCCUUAUUCAAAGAUACCUAGCCGAGCCUAUGCUGCCUUUACAGGGGCUGUGGAAGAGAUCACAAAAGACAAGUCCCACAAAGAGGAAGAUAGUGGAGAAGGCAGUGGAAAGGAGGAUAGCGUGGACUCUGGCGGGAAGAAAUUUUCUCUUUCUGGUUGGCUGAACAAUCGUAAGAAGAAAGAAGCAACAGACAAGCUGAGUGCAGAGCUCCAGAUCCUAAACAAAAUGAGCAGGCCACAAGAGUUAACAGACAUGAAAAAAGAAAUGCAGUAUACUGAUCCUGAUCAACUAGAUAAGACUGCUAUGCUGGCACAUCUGUUUAAGUUGGAAUAUCGCAUAGACUUUCAACUGAAAGAGCAGAGAAUGGAAAACAGCUAUCUGUCCGUCUUAACCUCACACACCUCUUAUUGGACAAAUAAAGACGUCGCCUACUUCCUUCUGACCCACAUGCACCUGGAGCUGCAGGAAGAGGAGAAUAAACCAUCGUAAUCCACUGUGCAGCAGUCAAAGUAUGAACAUCUACAGUCAUGGUCUUUAAACUGAUCCUUGUCUUAUAAACAGUAUUCUCCUGAUAAAGAGGUGAUACACUUUCCACACUCAAAAUCUUUAAAGUUCAGUGAAUAUGACUACCCCCCUUUUUUUAACAGCUCUACUGGACUCAUUUUCUCUACAACUAAAUAAACUGUUUUUGUUAAUAUUUUAUUGCUACAUGUGCUUUCCUUAAAUAUACUACAGACAGAAAAGUUUGUGAUAAUUUUUUUUUAUUUCAUCUGCUAAUUUUCCAUUACAAUCCCACUAAUCACUAAGAUGUUUUCGGUCUGAGAGUCAUACUCAAUGAUAGAUUUAGGUUUGACUAUGAGACAAGUGGAAAUUUCAACUCUGUAUUUUUUUUUACGCUGGUAAAUAUUUAUUUAUUCUUAUCUGAUAUUGUCAUGAAAGAUGAUGUAAUAUUUACAGAUCUAAACCAUGUUAUUUUUAUAUUUUGCUAACUAUAAGGAAUUUUCCGAAAGCAACCUUUUUUUCUUUUUUAGAAAAGAUUGAAAUUGGUCCUUUCUCUGCCAUGUUAUUCUCUGGUUCCUUUGUAAAUAAAUUGAAAAUAUACAGCGAGCUAUACCCUUACACUAACAUAGCAUCUAGAGUUAGUAAAGAUUACUGUCAUUCUGUAUCUUAACUACCACUAUUAAGAAGAUAUGCUGUUAGUAUUUUUACAUUCAUUAUAAAUUGUUGAUUAUACUUUGUGACUAUAUUUUUAAUACUCUUAAAUUGUAUCCUUUUUUUAAAAAUAUUAUUGAAGGGAUACUCUGCAUAACCAAUAUCCCUGUUAAACAAUGCUAAUAGGGAAGGGAAGGGCUUUUUGGGGAUUUAGAAUCUUAUUUAGACUUAAAUUCAUUGAAUCUUUGAAUGUCAGUUAAACACUAUCUAGAGACUGCUGAUUUAGUUGAAUAGCUAGCAAAAAUUAAAUAAAUUUCUAAGAUUUUUUAAAGAAUCACUAAAGUUGUUUUUUAUAAGAGGUUUACAAGUAGACUUUUUUUUCCCUCUAAACUUCCUGCAGUAUGGCAGGGGAUGGCAGCAGGAGGUGGGAAGCAUCCUAAUGACUGUCCCAAAACAUACCUAACCAUUCAAUUGUCAAAGCCAAGUUAUAUUGGUUCCAAAGUGGUCACCAUGGCAGCCCAUAUUGAUGAUUAUCUUACUGUGAUUUGAUUAACUUUUUAAAUUAAAAUAAAUAAUACAUCAACCUAAGCAGUUUCACAAUGUGCUAAUGAGUUGAAGCUUCUUUAAUUACUGUGAUUGUUCUAUCUUUUUGUAUUUUAAAAACAAAAUCAGGAAAAAUCAAAGAACACUUAUUUUACAUUGGUGCCGUACAAGACUAAAAAAGAUAGAUAAUUGUAAUAAACCCCUUUAUUUAUAUACAGCAGACAAUCUUAGUUAAACAUUCCAAAUCGCAGUGCAAAGAGGAGACUUACUACAAGAAUUUCCAGUCAUCCACAAUUUUAAUUUGUGAACAUUCAAUGUUAAGUUCAAAUGUGUGGCCUUCUUGACUUCAUCUAAUUCCAAAGAUUGUUCAUGUCCUUGUGCCAUCAUUUGUGUUAGUACCAUUACUUCACUUCAACAUAACAUUUGUUUCUUUGUGAUAUAUAUAUACUUCUUAUUUUUUAAACUUUGUCAUUAUCAGCAAAUAUAUUUCAUAGAUGUCCUACUCAGAUAUAAAUAUAAAAUCAUCUCAAAAGUUAAAUAUGAAUGAAGGCCUUAGAGUAAAUCUAGUACAUUUCUCUUCAGGAGUCAUUUGUCUAUAUUAUUCACCAGCUUUCAUGUUAUUGUAUAACCUUUAUUGAUGUUUCCAAACAAAUCUAUUUAUAUUUAUUGUUCUUAAAAAAAUUGUCACAAUUUUUUUUUCUUCUUAUUUUACUUCGCUAACUUGUAUACUGACAUCUUUCUUUACUUAUAAUCUAGCAUCUACUACUGGGUUUUAAAUGUUUCUUCUUUGGUAAUAAAUAAACUUAACUUUAUCUAUGGAGACUUUUUUUAAGUAAGCCAUCUUUUCAUACUCUAUACCUAUUUAUAGUUGCCACGAAAGAUAGUACCUGUACUUAAGUUAAUGUUAGGUUCACAUAGAAUACAGUAUCUCCUUUGCUCUUAAAAUAAAUAUCUUGUAUAGAAUAUACUAUUUCCAUUGCCUGUUAAAAUAAAUACCAAGUAUUAAAAUGCCCUAUGUAUUAUUUUUUCCCAUAAUCGUCUUACUUAUUUUUUUUUAAUUUGAUCUAAAAAAAAAAUAUGUUUGUGUUUUUGUAUUUUUUAUUGCAUUUGAAUUUCUGCAUUAUAUUUUUGGAACAUUUAUUCUAUUGUUAGUUUCUGUUGGAACUUAAUGAAUAUAAAAACACUCGUUAAACAAUUAGUUUUGAUCUCAGUUUUGAAGCUUGGCCAAUUGAUAGCAUAAAGCUUCAUCAUUAUUAUUAUAUUUAUGACCUUAUUUGCAGUAUUAUUAUUUGUUUAUUUUUUUUUUAUAAUUUUGAUUAUAUGCUUCUAACAUUUGUAUCAUGUUAAAUUAUUUUGUUUUAUCUGUGUGAAUUACUUCCCUUUCAAUAUUUAAAUAUUUCUCAAUGUGUGUUUCAUUAUUAAUGUUGGUAAAUUAUUUGAAGACAGUGGGUAAACAUUUAUUUAUAACACAUUGGAUAAACUCAUCUUUGAUUGUUUUACUAGCUAGAGUAAUGGAAAGAGUGUAAUAGUGAGAAACACACAAAAAGUCUGUUGUAUUAAAGGGUGUGAAGUUCUGGUCAAAAUAAACAGAAUAUUCUGUUUAUUGGGGAAUUCCUACUUCCCACAUAAUGCUUAUGGUAUAAUUUGCCAGGGAACUAGGGUCCUACAAGUGUGCAGAUUUAAACUGUUUUGUAACAUUUCCUCUUCACUUAUGGGAGAUUUACUUAAAAAUUAUUUAAUGUGCAUUACCUUCAAAGAUCCAUAGAACUCAAGAAUCAAACCUUACCCUAUGGGACUUCUUGAAAAUGGUUAGAAUCUGAUUUUAAACCAGUAUUUUGCAAUAGUUAAAUAAGGACUUAAGAUAUACUUCAACAUUACCAUCUAUUCAAUAUAGAGUUUAUAUACAAGUGUAUAAAUGAUUUACAGCUUUCUAUAAAAGUUGCCUUUAUAUUUACAGCUAUUUGAACCAGCCCUUGAGAACCAGUGUUGUAGUAGACUCUAAGAAGAUUAUGAUUAUGAUUGCUUCUAAUGCUCUGUUGUUGUUUUUUCUGUCAGUUCUGUAUUUGUAUAAAAACAAUAGACUCUCAUUUUAAGUUACAUAUUUCAAAUAUAAAUACAUAUAUACUCUGUCAAAGCACAAAUUUUAUUAAAAUAAUUUUAUUUUUAAACUGUUACUGAUAGUCAAUUUUGACUCCCCUGCUGAUAAAAUUGUGUCAUCUCCUUUUAAUGAUUGAAUGAUAUCAUUAUGAUGCGAAACAAUGUGAUUCAUUAUAAAAGCAUUCAUGUUUAAUUUUCUUACCAAAGUUUCUCAUUUUAUUUAGUUUUGAGCUGUGAUACGCAAUCAUAAAUUAUCUUUAGAACUCAUCAUUUUGUGAUACAUUUUUAGUGUUUCCAAUUCUGGUAGUUUUGACCACACCUGGACAGCCAUCCAUACAUUGAAAGAAGAAAAGGGGUUUGAAUGCCCCAAAAAAAGGUUAAUAAAAGUCUGACAACUCUGACAGCUCAUUAGGUGCCCUCAGGUGUUGUAGGCAAUCACUAUUCUCCAGUGCAAAGCAAAACAUUACUCCUGUGGUUCGUCUUUGCACAAUUUAGACCAAAUGACCAAUGGUUCCCCUGGUGCAGAUGGGAAGAGAAAUAAGUUUCUUUUAACUUCCUGCCUAUUAUUUGGAAAUUAAUUAUUCAAUACCGGUAUUGGGUAAGUCAUUUUUUAUUGACUUGCAUAGUAACUCACUGGCGACCACAGUUUAUAUCCACAACUUUUUAAGGAAGGAGCUCAAAUGCUCUAACCCUUAAUCAAAUGUUUUUUGAGAAUCAUUGAUGUAUGAUAUGAAAGUUUUUUUGUCUUUUGUAUGCAUUCACCAUUAUAUGGUGAAAUUUAGAAGGUUAAAGCUUGCAUCUUAAGGUUAAAUAAGGUUGAUAGGAUUGUGCAUAAGUUUGAUUAUAUGUGUAUUUAGUCUGUUUCAUAGUUACACAUGGUGGAGGUGUUUGAACUUGAACUUAUCUAUUGCCAUUUAAAGCCAAAACCUUGAAAUAACUUUGCUAACAUUAACUAUUCAGAACAGUACUACAGAGGGCUGCUAUUGCAUGAUUUGCUAUUCAGAGUUCAUUCCAAUGGUCCAUUUAUGAGUCCAGCUCAUAGUCUUUAUGUUACUUAGCAUAAAUUUCUUCUAUUGGUGAUAAUUGUCUUUUGUUUUUUUAGAAAGUCAUCUUGAAUCACAUGUCAUUGAACCUUUUUUUUAUGAACAUGUUUGAUACACACACACACAAAUAACUUUAACAAGAUUUGACUGACAUUGUUCUCAUGCUGUUGUUACCUUUCUUUCAUUAGCUCAACGUGUGACUAGUCAAUUAUGUAGUUUCUACACUCCUGGCUUAUCUUAUCCUCCUUCCUGUCCCCUGCAUUUCAUAGUGUAGAAAAGAACAUUAUUAUGCAAGUUGUUAGGGUUGUAUCUGUAAAUAUAAAUAUUUAUUUUUAUUUGUUUGCAUUGAAGUAAUUAUUACUUAAAGUUUUUAAUAUGUACUGAAUUUUUUUCCCCUUGUAAUUUCUAUAAAGUUCUAGCAGAAAAUCUGGCAUUUCUGGCUAGUGAGCUUUUAGCUUCUUCUCACCUUCUACAUGUUUUUCUGGCAUGUGUCUACUGCUAACUGUGUGUUGUAGUUUACAAUUACAUUACUGUUCAAAAUGUGAAGAUGAAGCUGAUAGUACAAGUGAUUUCUUUUUCUCAUACUUUACAAUGUGCCUGCUGGAAAUGGAAUCAUAUAAUUAUUUCAUGUAAUGAUUUGACUACUAUAUGCUGCUCACUUUCCUUGUUUGGGAUAAGGAGAAAAUAGAUUUUUUUUAAAAAAUUCAAACAUUGAAAACUAUUUAUUAAACAUUAUUCUAGUUUCUUAUUAAGUAAAAAAAAAAUUCCAAAUCUAUAUCCCAUUACAAAUUAAAGUCGCUUUGUAGUUGAACAUUUAUAGACUUAGAUAUGAAAACAAAAAUCAUCUUAUUGCAUUGAAAUAAGCAUUUUCUUAUGGUGCUGAAAAAUAAUUACAAAAUAUAAAGAUAUAUUUAAACAAUUGAAUUUCACAUAUAUGAAACAAAUAUUAAACUGUAUUCAUUCAAAAGAAAAUCUAGUAGUUUUUUUUUCUCUGUUGAUUACCCAGGCAAUUUAGCAGUAGUCUUUGUAUUAAAACUAGUAUGGUAAAUGUUAAUAAAUGAUUGUAACAGAUUUCAUUCAUUUAAUAUAACUAUGACAUCUCUACUUGAGGUUUUCAAUUCUUGUUGGGUUGUCUGGAACACAUCCCUGCAAUAAGUGAGGGAACAAUGUGAUUUGUUUUUUAAAACUUUACUUGUAAAUCUUAUCAGCUUUUGUUGCCCAAUUGUUAUUUCUACUUAUUCAUAUACAAACAAAUGGUUCUGAGUUCCAAUAAAACUAUGUACUUGACAAUCUUGAA